This is a messenger RNA of Neurospora hispaniola, 1269 nucleotides long. RefSeq names its product acyl-CoA N-acyltransferase. The record is from RefSeq and is a predicted model, not a curated record. Gene Ontology annotation, biological process: N-terminal protein amino acid acetylation. Gene Ontology annotation, molecular function: protein N-terminal-serine acetyltransferase activity; protein-N-terminal-glutamate acetyltransferase activity. NCBI's taxonomy places the organism in Eukaryota, Fungi, Ascomycota, Sordariomycetes, Sordariales, Sordariaceae. The transcript is spliced from 3 exons. Gene Ontology annotation, cellular component: NatA complex. The coding region runs from base 183 to 908 and encodes 241 amino acids.
CCGACGUAGGCGACUCGCUUCUUGUAAGUCCGGCUUCCUUUGAAGACUGCUCCGUAUUCUACUUUCUGGAGCCCACCAUCCAUCCCAAAGUUGAAGCUAUCACCAAGUCGUCAACCCUCCCACUCUCCAAGUCACCACCAACACCACUCUUCCAGACCGAACCCCCCAUCCCAAUAGCCACAAUGGAUAUCCGCGUCCUCCGCCCCUCGGACAUCCCUCUGAUCCAGCACGCCAACAUCGAGAACCUGCCCGAGAACUACUUCCUCAAGUACUACCUGUACCACGCGCUCUCAUGGCCUCAGCUGUCGUAUGUCGCCGUUGACGUGAGCCGCCCGGCCAAGAGCGCCUACGACUACCCCAAGAUCGUCGGCUACGUCCUGGCCAAGAUGGAGGAGGAGCCGACGGACGGAGUGCAGCACGGCCACAUUACGAGCUUGAGCGUGAUGCGCACCCAUAGGCGACUCGGCAUUGCCGAGAAGCUGAUGAGGCAGUCUCAACAAGCAAUGGUCGAAACCUUCGGCGCCCACUACGUCUCUCUGCACGUGCGCGUCUCCAACGCCGCCGCCAUCCACCUGUACCGCGACACUUUGGGCUUCAAGACGGAGAAGACGGAAGCCAAGUACUACGCCGACGGCGAGGACGCCUAUUGCAUGAAGCUCGACCUGGCGCCCAUCCGCGAGGCGCUUUUGGCCGAGCAGCUGGACGAGAAGAAGGACGAGAAGAAGCCACAAAUCGAGGAAGGAAAGCAGGGAUCAUCGGAAGGGGUGGAUGAGGGUGAGGCGGUUGGUGAUGUCGGUCGUGAUCCUGAAGCAGACAACAACAAAAAGGAGGAUAAGACGGUUAAGGUCAAGGUCGGUAGGGGGUUAGGUGUGGGUGAGUUGGUGGAGAGGGAUGAGAGUAAACACUAGAGAUAUAACUACUGCUGCUGCUGCUGUGACGGUGUGCUUGUAAAGAAGGGAAGAAGAAGAAGAGCGUUGAUAUUAGACUUGGCAUCACUGGCUGGGGUUUGGGAAAAGGAAAAAAAGAAAAGACUCUUGUUGAUUUACAGGAGGAGACGGGCGUCUAGAACUAGACCCUGCCCGAGCGAUCACUUCGAAAAUGGUGAAAUGGAUGCAUACCCAGCGUAGUGAGUUGGAUGGAAAAUAUGUGAAUAGUCAUGUAGUCAAUUUGAGAGUAGUUCGGUCUGUAAAUACCCACUGUACGGAUAAAAUCAAAUGAAGCUGGCUUGCUGGACGAAAAGGGGCAAAGUAAACAAUGAAUAAGUAGAAG